Molecule: messenger RNA, 3662 nt
Organism: Sceloporus undulatus (fence lizard)
Lineage: Eukaryota; Metazoa; Chordata; Lepidosauria; Squamata; Phrynosomatidae
Gene: SLC12A8
Product: solute carrier family 12 member 8
Exons: 13
Coding region: 368-2638 (756 amino acids)
Biological process (GO): potassium ion import across plasma membrane; chloride ion homeostasis; chloride transmembrane transport
Cellular component (GO): membrane
Molecular function (GO): potassium:chloride symporter activity
Source: RefSeq, a predicted model, not a curated record
AGAACUUUCCCUGGCGUUGAUGUCAGGUUGGAGUUGGUAGAUUCUCCUCUCUCCCUACCUUCCUUUUGAUGAGGGGGACAGCACUUACCUGCUUCCAGUCUCCUGUAGUGUGAAAGGGCCCCAGGUCUAGCAUCCAGAUGAAUUAAGAUCUCUUUUGUUAUCAUAUGCAAAUGUUGUUAUAUUUUUAUGUUUUUAUUGUUACUCACCACCCCCACUGUUUUUACAAUUGUUAUGCCUACAGUCUGUGAAUGUGACCACUUGUUCUGGCUUUUCCCUGCACCAGGUGAAGGAAAGCAAUGAAACCUCUGGCAUGCUUACCUCGGCCCUACAGGAACUCACAUAAGUGUGAUAGCUGAUCUUUAGCUUGAUGCUCACUGAGCUUCUAUUAUUUAUAAUGAUGGCAGCACCCUCCAGCUACAGCUUUAAUGUGAAAAGUAGACCAUUCUUGCUGAGGGAUAGUACCAGUGUAAGGAGUGAGGGACAGGUGCAAGAACUGUUUCAUGAAGAAGCACAACAGGGUUCUCAGCUGCACAACAGACCUUGGUGGAAGAUACAGCUGUUUGUUUGGGAACCUGUGCUCUUUGGAACAUGGGAUGGAGUCUUUACCUCUUGUAUGAUCAAUAUCUUUGGAGUAGUUCUCUUUCUAAGGACUGGUUGGCUGGUAGGCAAUACCGGCAUUCUAAUGGGCAUGUUUUUGGUAUCCUUCGUCAUCUUGGUUGCUUUAGUAACUGUUUUGUCUGGCAUUGGGGUUUGUGAGCGGUGCAGCAUUGGAAGUGGAGGGGUCUACUCAAUGAUUUCUACUGUCCUUGGAGGCCAAGUUGGAGGGACGAUUGGUCUUCUUUAUAUUUUUGGUCAGUGUGUUGCAGGUGCUAUGUACAUUACUGGAUUUGCUGAAUCUAUCUCUGAUCUCCUGAGCUUCAGUAACAUUUGGGCAAUAAGAGGCAUCUCAUUUGCUGUCCUGCUGGGCUUGCUUGGGAUUAACCUUGCCGGUGUGAAAUGGAUCAUCCGUCUCCAGCUGCUGCUUCUCUUCCUACUGGCUGUUUCCACUCUGGAUUUUGUCAUUGGAUCCUUUACACACCUAGAUCCAGAACAUGGUUUUGUGGGCUAUUCUGAGGAGCUUCUGUUGAACAACACACUGCCAGACUACAGCCCAGGGGAGUCCUUCUUCACUGUAUUUGGAGUUUUCUUCCCAGCUGCUACAGGUGUGAUGGCUGGGUUCAAUAUGAGUGGUGAUCUAAGAAAACCUGCAACGAAUAUCCCUCUAGGAUCACUGUCUGCUAUAGGCAUCUCGUGGUUUCUGUAUAUAGUCUUCGUUUUUUUGCUGGGAGCCAUUUGUACCCGAGAAGCUCUUCGCUAUGAAUUUAUGAUAGCAGAAAAGGUGUCCCUGGUGGGCUUCCUAUUCUUGCUUGGUUUGUACAUUUCAUCUUUAGCAUCCUGUAUGGGUGGCCUGUAUGGAGCACCCCGAAUCCUUCAGUGCAUCGCCCAAGAGAAAGUGAUACCGAGCCUAGCAUUUCUUGGACAAGGGAAAGGACCAAAUAGAACCCCAGUAGCUGCAAUCUGUUUAACAAGUCUGAUCACCAUGGCUUUCAUUUUCAUCGGUCAAGUGAAUGUCCUUGCUCCAAUAGUUACCAUCAACUUCAUGCUUACCUAUAUUGCGGUGGAUUAUGCUUACUUUGCUGUCUCUAUGAGCUACAACCUUCAACAGAACCCAAGACGUAUGCGGAGGGAAGACUCCAGGGUUGUGCUGGGCUGUUCUCGGCCUUUGAUACUAGACAAACCAUCCUGUUAUGGAUCUGGUGGCAUAGUUCAUGGCAGGUCAGACGGCACUUUGCUGGAAUUCUCAAGAGAUAUGGACCAUCUUUUUAAGCCUCUUAAUAAAGAUCCAGGAACUACUCUUGAAACAGACAAGGACCUUGGACAGAUAGUCAAGCAGAGGAAGCAAAAGAAGGCAGCAAAACAGACAUUACAAGCAAGCUUUCUCUUGGAUCUUGAUAACAAUAUUUCACCUGCUCAGGAUCUUUAUAGUGAUGUCCUGGAAUCCAGUAGCAAAAAUAUGCAGAGCUUUUCAGAGCCAAGUUACCAGAAUGAAGAGGGUACAUCACCAUAUCAAACUACAGAAGCCAAGCAGCAGGACAUCCAGGAUGGAAGCCAUCAUUCUGAUAAGAUGCAGAAAGCUCCCAGUCACAAAAUGGAAGAUUUAAAUGCAAAACGACAAAACCAAGAAUUAGAAAUCCAGAAAAUGCCAGUAUCCUUCUACUCCAGACUUUGUGAUCAUUGGGUUUCCCUUGUUGGUGCAAUAGGAUCACUUGCCAUUAUGUUUGUCAUUCAGUGGAUAUACACACUUGUUAACUUGGGACUAGCCAUUAUUCUGUAUUUCUACAUUGGUCAAGUGAGUCCAGGGUUACCACCUGGUGCAGCAGCCAACUUCAGUUUUUUCAAAUGGAUGAAGCUACUUUUCUUUAAUGCCUGCAGGGGAAGGCCAUCCCCAGAGGAACGAUUUGUUGUGACACCAUCCUUUGCAACAGUUGGCAUGGAGACCACUCAGCUCACUGAAGAGAAUACAGAUUUUGCCUCCCGGGACCGCUACCACCAUUCCUCUGUUAUCACCAGAGAAGAGUUUAUUAAACAGCUCCAAUGAGGGAGCAACAUGCCAUCUACUCAACCAGCCAAUUAAAUACUCCAACCACAGACACACCGCCUGAUUAAAAGGCUUGCCCUUUUAUGUCUGAUUUUAAUGAAUACCAAAACGUUCAAUUAAAAGUGGGGGCUGAGCAAAGGAGAGAGCAAUAGACAACAAACUCCAAAGCCAUGGAUCCCAAACUCCAUUCUAUUUUUUUUAAACGAAGAAGAAAACAGUUUUGUUGCCUUCGCAGAACGGGAGAGUGUUUUCAUGAAAAAAACUUCUGCCAUUUUGUUAAAAAUAUAUUUAAAAACUACAAUUUUGUCUUUUUGCUGCAGAUGGGUUCAUACAACAUUCCUAAUUCUGUUCUGUUAGUGGGAUUAAUUUAUCCAUAGAAAGAAGAUACAAGACAAGUAAACACAGGAGUAGGCAUGAGAAAAAGAGAAGCAAUGCCAACCUUCAAGUACAGAAAUAACAAAAAGUAAUAUCUGAGACUUGAAAUUUGGUCACACAGCUUUGGUUGAGCCAUUGUAGCUGUUAAAAAUGGUUUAAAUAUAUAAGAAUUUUUUCUUACUCAUGUAAUGUGAAAUUGCCCAUACCUGAUGCAUUUAUAUAAUAUAGUUCAAAAAUUCAGGCAGAGUGAAUUAUUGUUGACCUGUACACUACAUGUUGUAGUGGUUUGAGAUUGGACUGACUCUGGAAAACGGUAUGACUCCCUGCUUGGCCAUAGAAACUCACUAGGUGACCCUGGACAAGCCAUACCCUCUCAGCCUCAGAGAACAACAAUGGCAAACCUCUGAAGAAACUUGCCAAGAAAACCCUGUGAUAGCCUUAGGGUCUCCUUAAAUUGGGUGAAGCUCAAAGGCACACAAUAAUAAUAACUCCCUGAACUUAAUACAGACUUCAGACUCCCUACUUCCUAUUUUCCUUGAUCUAAGAGAAACUCUGCUUCAGACUUGCAUUAGGAAUCUCUCCAAAUUUCUGUACAAAAAGCUAUUAAGAAACCUUUGAGUUAACCAACCCAAAGUAAAACUUCAGUUCA